Messenger RNA from Dictyostelium purpureum, 2553 nucleotides. RefSeq lists its product as uncharacterized. The transcript has 2 exons. NCBI's taxonomy places the organism in Eukaryota, Evosea, Eumycetozoa, Dictyosteliales, Dictyosteliaceae. The record is from RefSeq and is a predicted model, not a curated record. Bases 1 to 2553 code for a protein of 850 amino acids.
AUGUCUCAGAUUAGAAUACUAUUGGAUUCAUUUCUUAAUAUUGGUAAUAAUGGUUUAAAAAGAAAUAGAGAUCAGUAUGAGAUUGACCAAGAGUCACUACUACCAAAAACAACAGCAACAACCACAAUAUCAUCACUUCCAACCACAACAAUAAUUUCAAUACCAUUAUCAAAAUGGAGUAAUAGCAGUAUUAAAUUAAUUAAUAAAUUUAAAAAAAAUAUUUUUCAGUUUGUCUUUAAAAAUGUCAUUGACUAUUUUCAACUUGAUAUUACAUUAGAGAUUAUUUUUAGUGACCCAAAAUAUUUCAUUGUAUCAAAAAAACCAUCUCUUUACAAAUAUAAAAUUAAUAUAGAAGACAUAGUAUUCAGAAUAUUGUCUAUAGAGAAUCAAAAUCAAUUAUUAGAUAGGGGAUUGUACUUUAUCCCAGCAUCAAAUCUUUGUUGUGGCUAUCCAGCAAAAUUAAGUAAAAUAAUCAACGAUAACAAAGAUAUAGAGAGGAUAAUAAAGUUAUCAAAUCAUAUUAAUAAUCAUAGAAAAAGUCAUAAAGAAGCUCCACUAAAGUUUUGCCAAUUCGAACCUUUUUUGUUAGCCGAUUUAAAUAAUUUAAAACGAUUUUCAAUAAAUAAUAGAAAUAACUGGAAAGGUCUAAUAAUUGAAGAUUUCGAAGCACCUCCGUUUUUAGAUAAUAAAUUUAUCAAAUAUUAUUUUGAAAAUCAACAAGAUCUUAGCUAUAUCAGUACAUUUUUAGAAAAUAUAAUAUUCAAUACAAUUUAUAAUAAAUCUAAGUAUAAAAUAGAGGAGCUAUGUCAAUUAAUAGAAUCUCUAUCAAGUUUUUACAACAAUAAUGAAUAUUUAUCCCUAUGGUCUGAAAUUAUUAAAGAAACCAGGGUUACGAGUCUACCUGUUGUCUUUUCCUCCUUCGAAACAGAUGACCCAAUUCAAAUGACUGAUAAUGGAGAUAAUUACCCUCAAUUUGUAGUUAAAGAUAUGCAACAAAUUGAUAAAAUUUCAGAAUAUUUAAAUUUAUUUUCCAUAGAUAACUAUUUUAGUGCGUUCAUUUUUAACGAUAGUCAAUUAUUACAGUAUGCAGUCAAAAUUAGUGUGAUAUGUGACCCCAAGUUAGAGAGAAUUAGUUUAGAAUAUCCUCUCUGCAAAGCUAUCCAAAACUUUAACUUAAAAGAAAUUGAAGCCAUUUUUAAACUUCUGGAUAGCUGGGACCAUGACUAUUCGUUGGCCAAUUAUUAUCAAAAGAAACUAAAACCAAUACCGUUGUCAAAUAUAGAUAUACAAGAGAUUGUUGAGGCUGUAAAGAAUUUUUUUUUAAUGAAUUGUGAAGAGGGGGCUUUUCUAUGUUUGGAUUCAGCACCAGAGGGAAUUAGUGAAAAUACUGAAUACCGUUGCAAAAUAACCGGGGUACUAAAGCAAAGAGGUACAUAUUCUUUAACAAGUUUAUCAAAGCUAUUCGCUUUGGCUAUUGCAAGACAAUCAAUAAAAGUAAUCAAGCUUUUUCUAAGUGAAAAUCAAGAAAUAUUUAUUUCAGAUUUAAACCCAAGUGUUAUUCAUAAUGAACUCAUAAAUUUUAAAGACUACAAUCUCCCAUUGUUCAUUUUUUCUGAUCCAUAUCAAUCUUGGAGGAGAAAACUGUUUCAAACACCAGAUUAUCAAGUAAUUGAUAUAGAUCUGGUAAUAGAAGCCAUUCAUUUAUUAAUUAAUAAGUUUAAAAAAGAACAUCAGCAAAACUUUAUAAAUUCCCAAGAAAGCAGUAUUUUAAAUUCAACUGUCAACUUUUUAUUCAAAAUAUUAAUUCAAAGUGGGGGCGAAGUACCAAUAGAAAAGAUUAAAUCAGCUUAUCAUUACAUCAAUAGCUCUGGUGUAGUCGUUGUUCAACAAUCAUCAUUAUUUUCAAUCUAUUACCUUUCAAAUAAAUCACUAUUGCUCACUAACUAUUUUACUUAUUUACCCUGCUAUAGAGAGCUGAUAGAUCCCGUACAUGGUUAUUUAGAUUACUAUAUUCUAGAUUUUACAGUGUCACCAGAUUUUACACUAGAUUACCUCCAAAAUUUUAAUUUAGCCAACUUUAUAAAGCCAGAGGAUUUUACAUUCGAAUACAUAUUUGGCAAUGGCCAAUACAAUGGAAGUGAUGGUGCAUCAUUGGCCAAUAUUUUCGAAAAACUUUUCAAUUCAUUUCUUCCAUUUUUUGAUAAAGGUAAUAAAUCAAAUAUGGAAAAAUUCCUCAAUCAAUUAUUCGCAGUCCUACUUCACAUUAAAAGAAAUGAUUUACUAUUAAGCUAUAUUCAUAAGUUUGCAUGUGAUUACCGUUUUCAUUUAUAUAACCAUAUUACCGAUGCCAUCCUCAACACUGAAGACCACCAUCUAAUUUCAACAAUAUUAGGUACCCACGGCCAUUUAUUUAAGGAUUCAUUAAAAAAUAUAGAUACUAAAGACUGUUUGGUACGAUAUUGCAAAAAAAACAAAAUCGAAAUUAAUUCAUCUUUGAUUUCGAUAUAUUCUGGAUUUAUGGAUUUUUCUUCUCAAAAUUUAAAGGUUUCUUGA